UAAACCCAGUGUCCUUCUUCUCCGCUUCCCAGAAUCCAUAAUCCAUGUCGUGGCAAACGAUUUUUCAUUCUUUUUUUUUUUUAUCUUUCAUCUUCUUCAUCAGAUUUCAAAACGGUUCCAGUUAUAAUCGAUUCCAGUUACAGAAUGAUCAUCUUAGAACCCUCCAUUAAUCUCACAGGCACGAUCUAUAUUCAAUGCAAUUUUCAUUAUGUGAGGCUGUGGAGGUUCUCCUAUAAAAAGAUAUGAUUUUUUUCUACUUUGAGAAUCAUUCUUCAUUCUUUUAAGCUAACCAGUAAACUAAAUCCGUGAGAUAUGGCUAACGUUUCGGUCUUCCUCUCCGAUUUGCAGACGGGCCGCUCCUCCUCCUCUGUUGAAGUCCGGUUGCUCCGUUUCUGGGAGACCAGGAAUGUCCGCCAUGAUGGAGAGCUUAUGGGAGUGGAUAUGCUCUUACUGGAUUCUCGCAAGCAGCAUCAGGCGACCAUGCUGCCGGUCACCGUGAAUGUACACCGGCUUGCGACCCACAUGCCUCAUCUGAAAGCGGGGGUCAAGUUUACCUUCAAAAAAACUAUGGUCAAGGACAAAAAACAGUCAUCUAACGCUCUCGGCGUUGCCAAUGUCCCAAUCACGGAGGCCAGUAUCCACUGCGGCUAUACUAUUCGAUGACAAUCAAUAAAGUCAAGGACAAAGUUUCAAACAAGUUGAUUUAUAUCUCCCAAGAACGGUCUUCACUCACGGCCAGUUGUACGUUGCGUUAUCUCGAGUUACUUCACCGGAUGGGCUUAAGAUAUUGGACGAUACCUCUGAUUCAGACAAUGCGGAUGGAGUAACUAACAUAGUCUACAAGGAGGUCUUCAAGGGCCUUCCACACACAAAGGAAGAGCAUCCGAUGUGUUCUUAAACAGUUAUAGGCUUCGAAGAAGGUAUCUUUCAUCAGUGUUUUAAGUAUAAUAUUUUGAAGGACUCGAUUCUCUCUUCUCUUAUCGUCUUACAUGUUCUACUUUGAUGAAAAUCUUCUUCUUAACGCUUAAGCAUUGUUUAAAUUUAAGGUUUCAUAUAAAGAGUUCGUGAUACUAUGUUUCAAAGGAUACCCUUAGAAUAUAUUAUAGA
Messenger RNA from Brassica oleracea var. oleracea, 1107 nucleotides. RefSeq lists its product as uncharacterized. Bases 313 to 663 code for a protein of 116 amino acids. The transcript has 5 exons. Lineage: Eukaryota; Viridiplantae; Streptophyta; Magnoliopsida; Brassicales; Brassicaceae. The record is from RefSeq and is a predicted model, not a curated record.